AUGACAGCAGGACUCUCCGGCUCUUUCCUGGACUCCAGAGGUCCACUUCCACUGAGGGGACAGAAACCUGUCUGCAGCUCUUCAGUCAGCAUGGAGCUGUUUCCUUCUCCCUAUGGUCUACAACAGGAAUAUGAGACUCUUUUCACCUCCAGCUCGCUGGACUUCCUCCACCAGCUGAUCUCCACCUUUAAUGAGGAGGUGGAUCAGGUCUUAGGGUUACGAGUGUCCAGGAAGGCCCAGUUGGACCUGUCAGGUGACCUGCCGGGCUUUCUGGAGAGCACCAUAAACAUCAGGAGGGACCCGGACUGGAGGGUCCUCCCCGUCCCCCCGAGGCUCCAGAGGAGACAUGUGGAUAUCGGGGACCUGGCUCCCUGUGACACCCAGCGCUUCAUUAAGGCUCUCCGGUCCCCAGCACAGGGCUUACAGGUUGACUUUGAUGAUGGAAACUGCCCGACAUUUUAUAAUCAGAUCAAAGGCAUUCAUAAUGUUUUGAAGGCGGUUCACAACCAGUUCCCCAAUGUUCCAGAUAUCUCUCAGGCUCCAGUUCUGAUGCUUCGUCCUCGAGCCUGGAACAUGGUGGAGCACAACAUCAUGGUGGAGGGCAGAGAGGCUCCUGGUCCUCUGGUGGACUUCGGACUCCUCAUGUUCCACUGUGGACGGAAACUUUAUGAAAACAAGAGUGGACCCUUCUUCUACCUCUCUAAGGUGGAGAGCUUCAUGGAGGCCAGACUGUGGAACAAGAUCUUUAUCUGGACUCAGCAGAAGUUGGGUCUUCCUGUGGGCAGCAUCAAGGCGACGGUGCUGAUAGAAAAUGUUCUAGCAGCGUUUGAGAUGGAGGAGAUCCUCUACGAGCUGAGAGAACAUUCAGCAGGACUCAACUGUGGCAUCUGGGAUUACUCCGCCUCCUUCGUCAAUAAGUUUGGUCACCGCCAGGCCUUCCUGCUGCCUGACCGCAGUAAAUACGUCAACAUGGAGAAGCGUUUCCUGCGCAGCUACAUGGACCUGUUGGUCCAGACGUGUCACCGGAGGGGAGCGCUGGCCACCGGAGGCAUGGCCGCCCUGCUGCUGCCUCAGGACCCGCAGAGUGACUCGUACAGGAGAGUGUUGGCUACUGUCACCAGACUGAAGCUGUUGGAGAUCCAGGCCGGCGUGGACGGCUUCAUGGUUUAUGAUCUCAGUCUGAUUGAGCCAAUGCAAAAACUUUUCAAACUCCACACUGAAGGUGAAAACCAACUUGACCAGCUUCGACAUGAUGUCACAGUGACUCCUGAGGACCUGCUGUCCAUGCCUUCAGGAGGAGUCACUCUUUCUGGUUUGAUGUAUAACAUAGCAGUUGGUGUCCUCUUCAUUAAUGCUUGGCUGUCAGGCAAAGGCCACUUUUUCUACAGAGGCCAGGUGGAAGAUUCAGCCACAGCAGAGAUCUCCAGAUCACAGGUGUGGCAGUGGAUCCGUCACCAGACUGGUCUGGAGGAUGACAGCAGGUUGGUGAGCAGACGGCUGGUGUCUGAUCUCACCAAGGAGAUCAUGAUGGAGCUGAAGGUUCUCUGCCCCUCCGUCAGUUUACCCUCAGCAGCAGACAUGUUCCUGGAGGUUGUCCUGAGGAGAGAUUUCCCAGAGUUCAUCACCAGCUACCUGAACCAGGACCACACCUUUAUCACCUCCCAGGACCCGGGACAGGUGGAGGCUGUGGACUCACACCUGCCCCGCUCCAAACUGUGACCAUCCAGCUGGAACACAGUAAAAAAAACACUGUGGGAAGAUCCACGGGGCUUUGGAAAUCACAAUGAACAUCAUUCAUUAUUUCCUGUGAUUUUACAUCAUUAACCCUCUGGGGUCUUUUGCCUAUUUUGGUCGUUUUUGAAUACUUUUGAUUUUGCCCUUCAUGUACCACAUGAAAAAUGUUUACUAUACCCAUAUUUGGAAUCCAUCUUUUCUCCUCCCAUAUGAUCGGACAAUUGUUUUUUCAAUUUAACCUACUUUAUCAAUCCACAAAUAUGCUCAAUUAACUGUUUUGGAACAUGGAAAAUGUAACAUUGGAAAAUGUAAACAUAUGAUGCAUAUAUGAACAUAUAAAAACGUACAAAUUGAAAUAUAAUAAAAUUAUACAAUAAAGUCCCAGAAAAACA
This is a messenger RNA of Centropristis striata (black sea bass), 2126 nucleotides long. It is a transcript of the gene ugl, whose product is annotated as ureidoglycolate lyase. The transcript has 16 exons. NCBI's taxonomy places the organism in Eukaryota, Metazoa, Chordata, Actinopteri, Perciformes, Serranidae. The coding region runs from base 1 to 1719 and encodes 572 amino acids. The record is from RefSeq and is a predicted model, not a curated record. Gene Ontology annotation, molecular function: malate synthase activity. Gene Ontology annotation, biological process: glyoxylate cycle. Gene Ontology annotation, cellular component: cytoplasm.